AUAGAAACAAAGAGAGAAAUAUGGUAACGCGCACUUGCAUUUCCAAGGCCAUUCAGCAUACUACAUUAAAUAUGUUGUAGGUGCGGAGACCUAUUGAUACACAGGUGGAUAAAACGCCCUUAUCGUAUCUCAAUGAUGGAAGAGAGGAAAAUUUUGAAAUAUCAUUGCCACUCCAUGAUAUCAUCAUUUAAGUGAAAAGUUCGAAAGACAGACCGCCCUCUUUGUAGGGUUUCUUCCUAGUUUUGAUGAAAUUAACCAAACUAAUAUUUAAAAAGAAAAAGUCAGAUUUGUGAAACUAAACCUGACCUUGACUACUGCUGAGCUGGGGGAGGGGGGAAGCAUGUAAUUGAAUAGAAAUUGCCUGUCGUUCCACGAUACUAGCACUGUUCCUGACUCGAAGUAGGCGGUCAAUAGUUGUGGAGUGAAUAAAUGAAUUAGAUUAAUUCUGCUUCAGAUCCGAGCCCCUCCCCAGUCCCCACCGCCGCUUAGAUGGUUGCGAAAUAGAAAGGAAAUGCUAACCAUUCCAUUGUAAACACAGGCCUGCGGUCCCGCUCUAGUUGAAAUGCGCAGGCCUGAACCCCUGCCUCAAAGUUUUUGUCAGCCCAAGGUAGCUAGCCGCAUUCCCCAACACCCACGUACAACGGAACUGAAUUUUAACCUGGUCCCCUCUUGUUACUCUGAGGGAGACGGGCUAAGGAAAUAUUUUUAGAAAUGCGAAAAGGAAAAAAGAAGUCCUUCAGUAAACAAAACUGCGCUCUUUCACAAAUGUUGGUUUUCUAGACAGGAGGAUACACACUUGUAUUUUUUCUUCCCACUACCACAAAACAAGAGCUCUGCAAGUGUUACGCGCGCCUCAAAAUGACCCCUCCGAAGAGCGGUAGGGAUGAUGUCAUCGCAGCGCGACGACAGGAAGUAAGCUCCUGGCCUGCGGUGCUGCGCGGGGUCCUGAGCUCCUGCACCUGACAGUCCUGGAUCUUUCCGCUCCAAUCCUGGCGGCGAUGGACAAUGCCCGAGAGUCGCCCGCCGACAAAGGUGGAGAGACAGGGGAGUCAGAUGAGACGACCGCUCCUCCCGGUGUCCCCGGGCCUGCAGACACCGACGGAAUCCCGGAGGAAACGAACGGAGACGGAGAUGUGGACUUGAAAGAAGCCGCAGCCGAAGAAGGCGAGCUGAAGAGUCAGGAUGUUUCAGAUUUAACUUCAGUUGAAAGGGAAGAUUCAUCAUUACUUACUCCUGCAGCAAAAAAAUUGAAAUUAGAUACCAAAGAAAAGAAAGAAAAGAAGCAGAAAGUGGAUGAAGAUGAGAUUCAAAAGAUGCAAAUCCUGGUUUCUUCUUUUUCUGAGGAGCAGCUGAACCGCUAUGAAAUGUAUCGCCGGUCAGCUUUCCCUAAGGCAGCCAUUAAAAGGCUGAUCCAGUCCAUCACAGGCACCUCUGUGUCCCAGAAUGUUGUUAUUGCUAUGUCUGGUAUUUCCAAGGUUUUCGUCGGGGAAGUGGUUGAAGAAGCGCUGGAUGUGUGUGAGAAGUGGGGAGAAAUGCCACCACUGCAACCCAAACACAUGAGGGAGGCUGUUCGGAGGUUAAAGUCAAAGGGGCAGAUCCCCAACUCAAAGCACAAAAAAAUCAUCUUCUUUUAGACCAAAGCUCGGAAAAGCCUAUCACUGACAGGAGUACUGGUUCCAGACUUACUAUUAUGUGAGACUUGCAGCCCUGGUGCUUUUGGUAUCUCAGUCCUCCAAGGAUUCCAUGAUGAUUUUAAUAUCUUUCUCCCGCCUCAUUUUUGUCACACCUAGAAGGCAUGCAGCCUACUUCAUACUUGCCUUGACUAAAUUGUGGGACCUCUUACAGCAUUUUGAGGUAUUUGUCUCUUGGCUAGUUGGAAGAAAGGCAUGUGGGCCUUCAACAUCUUCUGGAAAGGGGAGCUGCUUUCAGAGAGAGAAAACCUUUCCAAGAGAACUUUGAUGGUUUCACAUUGAAGCCUAAAUUUGCUGAGACUUGGAUUCUUUCUUAUGUCUGGUUUUAUGUAGAUGAAACAACCAGAAACUUUUGACUUAGGAUUCUCUACUAUGAAGGACACGGUGAUAACAGGAGUAGUGGAAUAAUUUGUGCUUGUUAAUAUUUAAGAUUCUCCUGUGAGUUUUGGUGAGUGAUCAUUAAAAUUUUCCAACUUGC
This is a messenger RNA of Sciurus carolinensis (gray squirrel), 2169 nucleotides long. It is a transcript of the gene Taf11, whose product is annotated as TATA-box binding protein associated factor 11. Bases 999 to 1634 code for a protein of 211 amino acids. Gene Ontology annotation, biological process: RNA polymerase II preinitiation complex assembly; transcription initiation at RNA polymerase II promoter. The transcript is spliced from 5 exons. Gene Ontology annotation, cellular component: nucleus; transcription factor TFIID complex. The record is from RefSeq and is a predicted model, not a curated record. Gene Ontology annotation, molecular function: transcription coactivator activity; protein heterodimerization activity. NCBI's taxonomy places the organism in Eukaryota, Metazoa, Chordata, Mammalia, Rodentia, Sciuridae.